CUGAGGUUAAUUAACAUUCUCAGAUUAGUUAGAAAGCAAGUACUAACAUGGAGUACUAGUAUACCGAAGAACUAGUACUACUUGUGAUUGAAGCAAUUGUCCAGGGAGUGUCUGUCCCACUUAGACCGCUAGUACUAGAGCAACUCAUCCACACAAACAUACCUUAGCGAGCUCGUAGCUAGCUCUCCACACCCUAUGAAACCAUGGAGGCGGCUCUCGUGAGUGCCGCGACGGGGGCCCUGAAACCCAUCAUCAGGAAGCUGGCCACCCUGUUGGGUGGCGAGUACAAGCGUGUCAAGGGGGUGCGCAAGGAGAUCAAGUCCCUGACUCAUGAACUCUCCGCCAUGGAUGCUUUUCUCAUGAAGAUGUCAGCGGAGGAGGAUCCGGAUAUGCAAGAUAAAGUUUGGAUGAAUGAGGUACGGGAGCUGUCCUAUGACAUAGAUGAUUUCAUAGACGACUUUCUGAAAUAUGUCAAUGACGAAGACACUAAGCCGGAUAACUUCAUGGAGAAGAUCAAGUUCUUCCUGGGAAAGAUGAAGACCCAGCGUCAAAUUGGCAAAGAAAUUGAAGAUUUGAAGAAACAAAUUAUUGAGGUCGGCGAGAGGAAUGCAAGGUACAAGACUCAUGAUACCUUCUCCAAGACCCUCAGUAUAUCUGUUGACCCUAGAGCUCUUGUUAUCUUUGAGAAUGCAUCAAAACUAGUUGGAAUGGAUGCACCAAAAAAUGAGAUAAUCAAACUUUUGAAAGAAGAAGAUGGACAUGUGCCAACAAAAUCACUAUUAAAGAUAGUCUCCAUCGUUGGAUCUGGAGGAAUGGGCAAGACAACUCUUGCAAACCAAGUGUAUCAAGAGCUAAAAGGAAAAUUCGACUGUCGAGCUUUCAUAUCAAUGUCACGAAAUCCAGAUAUGAUGAAUAUCCUAAGAACUAUUCUUAGUAAAGUCGGGAAUCAACGUUAUGCUGAAACAGAAGAAGGAAGCGUGCAGCAACUAAUUAUCAACAUCAAAGAGUGCCUACUAGAUAAAAGGUACUUUAUUGUUGUUGAUGAUAUAUGGGACGUCAAAACAUGGGAUGUCAUUAAGACCACAUUCCCCAUUGACAGUUUUGGCAGUAUAAUAAUCACCACUUCACGCGUGAGAGAUGUCGCUGAGUCAUGUUGUUCAUCAUUUAGAGGCCAUAUUUACAAUAUAAGGCCUCUUAAUAUGAUGCACGCACAACAGUUAUUUCACGAAAGGUUGUUCAACUCUAAAGAAGAUUGCCCUGCCCACCUUAAAGUAGUUAUGGAUAAAAUAUUGAAAAAAUGUGAUGGUUUACCUUUGGCAAUCAUUGCAAUAACUGGUCUAUUAUCUAACACGGAAACAACGGAGCUUCUUUGGAAUCAAGUGGAAAUUUCGAUUGGCCGUGCACUUGAAAGGAAUUCUAGUGUGGAAAGAAUGAUGAACAUAUUAUCACUCAGUUACUUUGAUCUCCCUCCUCAUCUAAGAACCUGUCUUUUAUAUCUGAGUAUAUUUCCGGAGGAUUCUAUUAUUGAGAAGAAAGUUGUCAUAAGGAGAUGGAUUGCUGAAGGAUUCAUUCAGAAGGAAGGAAGGUACACGGUACAUGAAUUAGGAGAAAGAUAUUUCAAUGAACUCGUCAAUAGGAGUUUGAUCCAACCCGUGGAGUCCGAUAGAUAUGAUAGGACGAUGAGAUUUCGAGUUCAUGACACAAUUCUUGAUUUCAUCAUAUCCAAGUCCGUCGAAGAGAACUUUGUCACUUUUGUGGGUGUUCCCGGAAUACCUGUUGGGACGCAAAGGAAAGUUCGUCGUCUCUCUCUCCAAGUUGGCAAUCAAAGGAAGUUGUUCCUACUAAAGGAUGUAAUAUUGCCGCAUGUCCGAUCUUUAAAUGUGUUUGGGGAUUCCAUGGAAAUCCCUUCUCUAGAUGAGUUCAUGCAUUUGCGUGUUCUAGACUUUGGUGGAUGUCGUCAAUUGGAAAACCAUCAUCUAGUAAAUAUAGGGAGGUUGUUUCAUUUAAAGUACUUGAACCUCAGGCACCUUGGGGUAAGUGAGCUUCCAGAACAAAUCAAGCAUCUACAAUACCUUGAGAUGUUGGACCUAAGAGACACCAAUGUACGUGAAUUGCCGAGAGCAAUUGCUAAUCUCAGUAGCUUGGUGCAUCUACUUGUUGACAGUGGUGUCACAUUUCCUGAUGGAGUUUUGAAAAUGCAAGCAUUGGAGAUAUUGAAACAGGUCGAAGCCCUCGGUCAGUCUUUGAACUUUCUCCAAGAACUCGGGCAGCUGAAGAAUCUGAGGAAGAUAUACCUUGAUCUGUUUGAUGUUCCAGUAAUUGGGGUUACCAAGGAGUGCUGCAAGAGUUUCAUUGCCUACAAAUCUCUCCGCAACUUGGGCACGCAGAACCUCCGUUCUGUAACUGUCUGGCAUGGCAGCGGCUUCUUACUGGAACCGUGGUACCCUGCCCCGCGUAGCCUCGAGAAGCUAAUUACCUGGCGUUCAGCAGUUCCUUGUGUUCCAGAGUGGGUGGGUUCCCUCGUCAACCUGCAGAAGUUACGCCUUGAAGUGGAGAGUCUUGGGCAACAAGAUCUGUGUAUACUUGGAGCCUUACCUGUUCUUCUCACUCUGGAUCUCGAAAAAACAACAAAAUCAUCAGAAGGCAAGCUCAAUGUCAGUGGAGGAGAUGGGUUCCGAUUCCUGAGGAACUUGCGUUAUAAUAUGAUGCUAAUGUUUGCACAAGGAUCUAUGCCCAGGCUUGAAAGGAUCAAGAUUUAUCUAGCCAAAACAGAGUCUCUCAUUGGUGACACCUAUGACUUCGGGUUGGAGAAUCUCCCCUGCCUCAUAUAUGUUGAAUGCAGAGUGAGUGGCAACGCAAGCGCUCAAGGUGGUGUUGAGGCUGCAAAGGCUGCCAUGGAGAGAGCAGCUAUGGCAAAUCCCAACCAUCCUAAACUACUCUUUGUGAAUCGCAGUCUACCAGCAAAGUUGCAUAAUGGAUGCUAACUACGUCCUGGACAUGCUGGCACUUCAGGCAGUCUUCUUGCGUGGCAUCUUGCUGGAGGUUAGAGAACUCAUGGUCUGGAGGGGGAUAUAGGCCUCAUAGAAGAAUAUUUGAAGACGUGUCAUCUAUGUGAACUUUCAUCCUUUUGACCUUACUGAUAUUUGUACUUCUGAUGUGCCGAAUGGCCUUAGUGUUGCCUCGCUGUUUGACCCGGUUUGCUUCAGACGUAUUUUCAUGUUGUAAACUAUAGUACAGUGCUUCCUCAAAUUAAUGCUCAAGCAUUAUUUUUAA
Molecule: messenger RNA, 3273 nt
Organism: Triticum urartu
Lineage: Eukaryota; Viridiplantae; Streptophyta; Magnoliopsida; Poales; Poaceae
Product: disease resistance protein RGA5-like
Biological process (GO): defense response to other organism
Molecular function (GO): ADP binding
Source: RefSeq, a predicted model, not a curated record